CAGAAAUGCGAAUCAACAUGAUUCGAUAUGAUAAUCCAAUAAUACUCAUACAAUUUUAUUCAGAUCAAAAUAAUUUAAUUCAUCAGACAGCCUGCACCAUAUCUGCCAAGUCACUGCUCCUUGACAACUAGCUGAUGAAAAUUUCCGUUGCAACACGUGCUUCUUAUGAACGAUGGAAGUACCACAGCCUUUUUCACCCAACCUUCAGUCCCCGAGUUUCCUAGUGCAGCCCCCUCAGCCUUCACUCUCCACAAGCAGCUACAAUCUGCCACCACAAAAUGCCGUUUCCGUCGCUUCCCAGGAAGACCCCCUGUCCCCCAUGGAAAAAGCGCGCCGUGAAGAACGCGCCCGUGACCCUUUCUUUCGCGCAUAUGACAACAUCCGUGCGCAUGUCUACGCUAAUCUCAGCCCUGAAGACCAGUCAUACCUGGCGGAACUGUCGGUUGCGGAUGCUCUCAGCACCCAACCUUUGAAGAAAGCUGCCAGUCGACCCGACAAUGACCUGGAUGACCUGACCGCCUACAUCCAGGGCCAGCUGCAGGGCAAAGAUGGGCGGGAUCGUGAACGGUCCGCCCAUUUGGUUCCCGUGCCGUUGCGGUACCGAUUGAAACCGGUGCCGUUUGAAGAAUUCGAUGCAACCAAGAAGAACGAAAAGAAAAAGGUCACCGAUAAAACAGUGCUAUUCAACUACCAGUUUCCGGAUGAGAACUGGAAACGGGACAAAUACCUGCUGGAUGAGUUUAUGGGUCGUGGCUCGCACGCACCUCCGCGAAUGCAGUUAGAUGAACUGUUGCAGAAAAGGAUGAACGAAACCGUCACCGUAAAUGAGGCAACAGAGUCGGAAGAUUUUCCCUUUCGGAGAAUAUUUCCUGAGGACCCUGCGUGGAAAUUAACUCCUAUUGAACGAUUAUCAGAAACUUGCUUGAAGAUUAUCCAAAAUAAUUUUCAUGACAUGCCGUACCAAAUGGCAGCACUUCCCACCGAACUGCAGCAGCGCUUCAUUGCCGAUUUACCUGUCGCCAGCGAAAUCAAUUUAUACUUAGCGGCCGAUUAUUUUCACAAUGAGAACUAUUGGGAAAGGUCAUGUAGAGCCCGCUGGGGAUCUGCUGCGCACUGUCACACGCAUGGCAGCUGGAAGCUGACCUACAUCGAGCGGGGCUUUCAGGAGUUAAUAGAGAACUACGUCCCUCUUCAGUCCGAUCCGAAUCUCUUGCUCAAUGACCUUUUAAACAUCGGGGAAUACGUACUGCAGCUGCGCAUCGAGCAGCUGCUGCCACCGGUGCGACAUACCUUUGGCAACUUUGCAGCCAUGAUUGACGCACAGUUGACGAAGCAUAUUAACUUCACGGAACCGGUGGACGAAAGUCAAGUGGAUCCGGAAACGCAUCGACGCGAUAGUUCCGUCUUGCAGCAGAUUCCCAUGGCAGAAGAAGUCAAAAAGUAUGUACAGGGCAAUAAACAGUUUCCGGCUGUACAGAAGACUCCGUGGUCCGAUAAGGCCAAGAUUAAAUUUCAACGGCUGCUUAACCGCGAACUGGAUCUGAAUAGCGGAAUCGACGAGGGAGACAGGGUUUUAUUGGAUAUAACGCGGGAGCUUGAUGAUACGCCAGCUCAUCCGCGGACGAUGAACCCAUUCCUGGCCGCUGACCAUAUCAACCUUGUACCUGUUGUAGCUAACAUGCCUCACUUGAUGGACCUCCAACUGCGAUACGGAAUCGUCGAAUGCGGGAUGAAUUUCAGUUGGCGUCUGUAUCAAUUCACACUGAACGAUGCCCGCCGCUUAGCGGAAGCCCUGGUGAUCUGUGCGUCCCUUCGCCGGCUGUGUUUGGCCUACUGCAACAUCAACGACGCCAAGGGUGCCAUUGUCUGCUCAGCCCUGCUGGACCAUCCCAAUCUGGCCAUAUUGGAGCUGCAGUGCAACAAACUCGGCAAUGACACGGCGGCCGUGAUAGCGCGGAUGAUUAAACGCAGUGAAGUUCUGAACAAAGUGGAUCUGAGUGAGAACCAAGUUGGGGUCGACGGCGCCAAGGCCUUAGCACGCGCAUUGGUUCGUGGAGUGUCGCUGAGAAUUUUGAACUUGCACUUCAAUGAGAUUGGUGAUCUUGGUGCGGAGGCGCUGUUUUUAGUGCUAAAGAGCUGUAUUACGUUUCUACAGCAGCUGAUGAUCAGCGGUAACAAAAUUUCGGGGGCUGUUGUUGACCUUUUGACGGAUGCCAUGAAAGUCAACCGAAAACUGGAAAAAUAUGACCUUUCAGUUAACGAGCUCGAAGGAGUCACUGUGGCGCGAAAGAUUCAGGAAGCCCUAGCGCAGAGCCAUCAUAUUCAAGAAUUCAGUAUCCGGGAGAACUUAUUCUCAGCUGACUUUGAAACGUGCAUCCAAGAAAUUAUUGCGCGUAAUCAGGACGCCCGACAAGAACAAAUCCUUGUGGAACUGGAGCAUACAUUUGAUUUCAACAUCAAACAUAUCAAAUUCCCGUCGGAAGAACAAGUCAAGCGUAACAGUGACGAAGAUUCUUCCAGCUCAGAAGAAAGUUAAUUUUAUAGACUAACGAAAAUGUGACACGGCUGGCUUUUUUGAUGAGGUUAAUAUUUCUUGUAUUACCAAAGCGAAUUUGUUCGCGAAAUUUAAGUCACCAAUUGUGCAUUUAUUAUAUCUUUACACAGUGCAGUAACUCUUUAUAAGCGCAAAGCAGUCUCUUUAUUGCAAUAAUCACGUCAUAAUGUACAAGCUAAGAAUUUGUUAUUCCUGAACUGCGUCAAACACAAGUAUCUUCAAUAGUUCCCUGACAGGGAAAUGCUA
Molecule: messenger RNA, 2800 nt
Organism: Paramacrobiotus metropolitanus
Lineage: Eukaryota; Metazoa; Tardigrada; Eutardigrada; Parachela; Macrobiotidae
Product: dynein regulatory complex subunit 5-like
Exons: 4
Coding region: 173-2536 (787 amino acids)
Biological process (GO): activation of GTPase activity; nucleocytoplasmic transport
Cellular component (GO): nucleus; cytosol; perinuclear region of cytoplasm
Molecular function (GO): GTPase activator activity; small GTPase binding
Source: RefSeq, a predicted model, not a curated record